Molecule: messenger RNA, 450 nt
Organism: Dibothriocephalus latus
Lineage: Eukaryota; Metazoa; Platyhelminthes; Cestoda; Diphyllobothriidea; Diphyllobothriidae
Source: the annotation of a GenBank genome assembly
AUGGGUGACUUUGGACGGUGCUACGGACGAGGUGGAAAGGGUGAAAUGGGCUUUACUGGAGUCAAAGGCUUUGAAGGCAACCCUGGAUUGGCUGGCCUUCAGGGGGAACAGGGUGACGCUGGAUUCCCUGGGCUGGACGGCAUGCCUGGAGCUAAGGGCAAUCGCGGUGAGCCCGGUGAUUUCGGAAUGCCCGGAAGAAUGGGUCUGAGUGGAAUUGACGGAUUACCUGGACUCUCAGGCUUGAAGGGUCUACCCGGUCUAAUAGGUCUUCGGGGUGAAUCCGGUGCCCAAGGACUAAUCGGUGAGAAGGGCUUCCAGGGCGAGAAAGGACGGAGGGGUUUGCCCGGGAGAUCAAUAUCCGGCGUGAAGGGACGGCCGGGUGCUGCCGGAAACAUGGGCCCUGUCGGCGAAAAGGGACUUCCCGGCCUCGAUGGCAAAGUGGGCAAAGUG